Molecule: messenger RNA, 853 nt
Organism: Impatiens glandulifera
Lineage: Eukaryota; Viridiplantae; Streptophyta; Magnoliopsida; Ericales; Balsaminaceae
Product: V-type proton ATPase 16 kDa proteolipid subunit-like
Exons: 3
Coding region: 109-606 (165 amino acids)
Biological process (GO): proton transmembrane transport
Cellular component (GO): proton-transporting V-type ATPase, V0 domain
Molecular function (GO): proton-transporting ATPase activity, rotational mechanism
Source: RefSeq, a predicted model, not a curated record
AUCUGAAGUUGUCCCUUCCGAACUUCUAUAGACGAAGAAAAGAUAGAUAGAGAGAGAGAGACUUCUGAUCCAUUCUUCUCCUAAUCGAACCUUGUCGAGAUCGGAAAGAUGACGUCGACGUUCACCGGCGAUGAGACCGCCCCAUUCUUCGGCUUUCUAGGCGCCGCGGCUGCGUUGGUUUUCUCAUGUAUGGGAGCUGCAUAUGGUACCGCAAAGAGUGGAGUUGGAGUAGCUUCAAUGGGAGUCAUGAGGCCAGAAUUGGUGAUGAAGUCAAUUGUGCCUGUUGUUAUGGCUGGUGUGUUGGGUAUCUAUGGAUUGAUUAUUGCUGUAAUCAUCAGUACUGGGAUCAAUCCUAAGGCCAAACCUUACUAUCUUUUUGAUGGUUAUGCUCAUUUGUCAUCUGGUCUUGCUUGUGGAUUAGCUGGUCUAGCUGCAGGAAUGGCUAUUGGUAUUGUGGGCGAUGCUGGUGUCAGAGCUAAUGCGCAACAGCCUAAGCUUUUUGUGGGAAUGAUCCUCAUCCUCAUCUUUGCUGAAGCACUUGCUUUAUAUGGACUUAUUGUUGGAAUCAUCCUCUCUUCCAGAGCUGGUCAGUCGAGAGCAGAAUAAAAGUGGAAUAUCUUGUGAUAUGAAGCUAUUCUUGCUCGAUCGGUUGGUGUGGCUUUCAUUUUUUUAUAUGGUUUUUAUGCUGACAACACAUUCUUUAGGUUUUGAUUAAUCUGUCAUAAUUUAAGAGUUGUCGUUGUCUACUACAAUUGUUGGUUGGUUCGUUUCCUAAUAUUCAUUGUCAUAAUUUGUUCGGUUUUCUUUUAUCGCUUGUCUGAACAAAUAAUUUUAAUGAUUCUAUUGUUUGAUG